Molecule: messenger RNA, 774 nt
Organism: Galeopterus variegatus (Sunda flying lemur)
Lineage: Eukaryota; Metazoa; Chordata; Mammalia; Dermoptera; Cynocephalidae
Gene: ST8SIA5
Product: ST8 alpha-N-acetyl-neuraminide alpha-2,8-sialyltransferase 5
Exons: 7
Coding region: 1-774 (257 amino acids)
Biological process (GO): N-glycan processing; oligosaccharide metabolic process
Molecular function (GO): alpha-N-acetylneuraminate alpha-2,8-sialyltransferase activity
Source: RefSeq, a predicted model, not a curated record
AUGCAGGAGCGGCGCACGCCGUCCUUGAAGGGCUGCCCGGCUGACCUUGCUCCGCGCUCUCCAGAGAAAUCUCUAGGAGAGCGCGAGGACGCGGCCACGGCGGUGACUCACUCCGCCAACCGGGAUUUGCUGGGGAACCGAACAUUACUCUUUAUCUUCAUCUGCGCCUUCGCCUUGGUGACCUUGCUGCAACAGAUCCUGUACGGCAGCAACUACAUCAAGAGAGGCCUCCAGUUUGGUUGGCAGAGUGGCGACCAGCUGGCCAAUUGGACGGGGCUCUUUAAUGUCACGGACGACCAAGCAAUGCAGAGCAGCAGUGACUCCAGCUCCAGGUACUUUGAAUUUUACGAGGGGCCUUUUGAAUAUAAUUCCACAAGAUGCCUGGAGCUGAGGCAUGAAAUACUGGAAGUGAAGGUGCUGUCCAUGGUGAAGCAGUCGGAGCUGUUUGACAGGUGGAAGAGCCUCCAGAUGUGCAAAUGGGCACUGAACAUCUCAGAAGCCAACCAGUUCAAGUCCACUCUGUCCAGGUGCUGCAAUGCCCCUGCCUUUCUCUUCACCACCCAGAAGAACACUCCCCUGGGGACAAAGCUCAAGUAUGAGGUGGACACCAGCGGCAUCUACCACAUCAACCAGGAGAUCUUCCGCAUGUUUCCUAAGGACAUGCCCUACUACCGGUCCCAGUUUAAGAAGUGCGCAGUGGUGGGCAACGGGGGCAUCCUGAAGAACAGCCGCUGCGGGAGGGAGAUCAACAGCGCCGACUUUGUCUUCCGGUAA